AUGUCACAGAAUCGCGGGAUGGGUCUCAACAAUCUUCGCAUGGGUGAGGUCAUAAGAGAAAAAGUCCAGGAUGGCUUGACGGGAGAGACGAAGGAAAUGCAGUACACCCAGUGCAAGAUUGUCGGAAACGGCUCCUUUGGCGUUGUUUUCCAAACCAAACUCGCUCCAAGCAAUGAAGAUGCGGCGAUUAAACGUGUGCUCCAAGAUAAGAGAUUCAAGAAUCGGGAGCUUCAAAUCAUGCGUAUUGUACGCCAUCCGAACAUUGUGGAGCUCAAAGCUUUUUAUUAUUCCAACGGAGAUCGGAAGGAGGAAGUCUAUCUUAAUCUCGUCCUCGAAUUUGUCCCUGAGACCGUCUACCGCGCUUCCCGCUUCUUUAACAAAAUGAAAACGACGAUGCCGAUACUAGAAAUCAAGAUCUACAUCUAUCAACUAUUCCGAUCGCUUGCGUACAUACAUUCCAUGGGAAUUUGUCACCGAGACAUCAAACCACAAAACCUUCUCCUUGACCCCAAUACUGGGGUUCUCAAGCUCUGCGAUUUCGGCAGUGCAAAGAUACUCGUCGAAAAUGAACCAAACGUGUCGUAUAUUUGCUCCCGAUAUUAUCGUGCGCCCGAGUUGAUCUUCGGAGCAACAAAUUAUACCACUAAAAUUGACGUCUGGUCAACCGGCUGCGUCAUGGCGGAGCUCAUGCUUGGCCAACCCCUGUUUCCAGGCGAGUCAGGUAUCGACCAACUGGUUGAAAUCAUUAAAGUCCUAGGAACUCCAACCAGGGAGCAAAUACGCACAAUGAAUCCAAAUUAUAUGGAGCACAAGUUUCCUCAAAUCAAGCCGCAUCCAUUUGGCAAGGUUUUUCGUAAAGCCAGCACAGACGCCAUCGACUUAAUCUCGCUACUGCUGGAAUACACCCCAGCCCAGCGCCUUUCUGCAAUUGACGCCAUGGUACAUCCAUUCUUUGACGAACUUCGAGAUCCAAGCUGUCGCUUUCCUGACUCUCGUCACCCUGGAGGCGCGCCUCGAGAAUUGCCUCCCCUGUUCGACUUCUCUCGCCAAGAAUUGUCCAUUGCUCCGGAAAAGAACACGAAACUCGUUCCAUUACAUGCUCGCAAGGAGCUUUUGUCCCGUGGCCUGGACACUGACAAUUUCAUGCCAAUGAGUCGAGACGAAAUGAGAGCUCAGUUAGAUUGA
Messenger RNA from Bacidia gigantensis, 1185 nucleotides. RefSeq names its product Glycogen synthase kinase 1 (gene GSK1). Gene Ontology annotation, molecular function: protein serine/threonine kinase activity; protein serine/threonine/tyrosine kinase activity; ATP binding. Lineage: Eukaryota; Fungi; Ascomycota; Lecanoromycetes; Lecanorales; Ramalinaceae. The transcript is spliced from 7 exons. Bases 1 to 1185 code for a protein of 394 amino acids. Gene Ontology annotation, cellular component: cytoplasm. Gene Ontology annotation, biological process: protein phosphorylation; signal transduction. The record is from RefSeq and is a predicted model, not a curated record.